AUGGCCCCAGGAAAGACAAAGCCCCGAUUACAGCAUCGGUCAGACGACCGGGCUAGCCUGAGACGGUCGAUGGUCGCGUGCAAUCGCUGUCGCAACAGAAAGACGCGAUGUGCAGGCACUCCUCCGUACCCCUGUGCAGCAUGCGAAGAUGUGGGUCAAGUAUGCGUGUACUCGGAAGCUGAAAAGCGGGUGUCGAUUCCAGAGAGCUACUUUCUCCAGCUUCAAUCUCAGGCUCGCACAUCGUCUCGUCGAGAUGACUCUGCAAACCAGACUCCUACCCAGUCCAGCCCCUACACCAAUGUGGAAGCGCCGCCGGAGCGCGAUGAUUGGUGGUACAAGGGGACAGAUCAUUUGUUUUUGAAUCGAUCCGGGGAACAUCAAUUCGUGGGAGCUUCAUCGGCCACCCAUCUCGCCAAACGUCUCAAUCCGACUUCGACUAAUUUGGCAUGGGAUGUGCGCCCCUUGUAUGAUGAUCCCGCAUCGUUACGUCUAUCAACAACACGGGCUCUCCCCCAGAUGCCUCCAUUUGAAUUCGCCAAGCGACUUUUCUGGGUGCAGUACACCUAUAUCGGAACAAUAUUCUCCUUAAUCCAUCCAGUCGACUUUGAGGAACGGCUGAAGGUUGUAUAUAACCAACCUCCUGACUUUUCAUCACGGGAGUCAUGCCUAGUUUACUGCCAGGUAUUACUGGUAGUAGCCUUUGGACUGAUGUAUUCAGUGAACCAAUGGUCGGGAGAUGACGGCCCGCCUGGUUUCAAAUAUUUUAAACAUGCCCUCCGAUUCCUGCCAGAUAUCCACGAGGAGGGCUCAAUAUUCUUCGUCGAAGUGCUAUGCUAUGUGGCAUACUACAUGCAGAAUCUCAAUCGGCGGGAUGCUGCAUUUCUAUAUAUUGGCCUCGCCCUUCGUAUGGCCAUUUCACUGGGUCUCCAUCAGGAGGUCUCGGACUCCUCGAUUGCCGAAGACGAUCGAAACCGCCGGCGGCGAGCAUGGUGGUCAGUGUAUAGUUUAGAUCGGUUACUUUCUGUCAAGUCAGGCAAUCCCAUCACAAUCCAUGACGAAGACAUCGGGAUUAAAUGGCCAAUACCGAUGGACAGGACGGCGGAUGUCCCAUGGCCUUCUGUAGUGCUUACCCAUUACACGCAGUUGUCCAGGAUCUUGGGUAGAAUUGGAGAAGAAAUCUACCGCAAAAAACCUCGAUCCGGUUCUAAUCUGUUUGCAUCUGUCCAGAGCAUCCAGAAUGAUCUGUCGGGAUGGCUUCACCGGAUUCCCGAUCGGCUACGGAUCGACUUCUCCAGGCUCAAUGAUGAAGUGAAUCGUGAAUCGGUCUCGAUCUUCUUACACUUCUAUUCUUGUGUCAACAUGACCGCAAGGCCUCUCGUGUUUUACGUAAUUCAGCGACGGCUCGAUGCGGAGGGUCAAUCGUCUGUGACCGGUGAUUGGAAAGACGGUCUCUCGCCUAAUACGGUGGCGGUUAUUGAAAGCUGCAUCACCGCAGCGCGCGCUACCACCCUCAUUAUGGAUGCUGCGGCUAAGCAUAAUUUAGUUGCUACAUAUGGCUAUCUCGACGGCGAAUACGUGUUUUCGGCAGCCUUGUUGCUCGUGAUGGUCAAUGCGGCCUUUCCAUACAACGAAACGAACGCUCGGAGCAUGGACGUUGCGCUGAAUCUACUGCGCAGUAUGGCAGACCGUGGCAAUGCAUAUCUGGCUUCCCGUCACUCACUUCUGAUCGAAUUGCACUCGGCGAUCGGGCCCAAUCGCUCGCGAACCGACGACUUGGUUGCGAAUACCCCUAUCACGCCCAGUAGCAUACAGCAAACGAGCCCUGCCACAACUGUGGCUCCAGAACAAGCAUCGGCGGUCUCCGCGGAGUGGCCCUUGCAGCAAGAUCUACCGUCUAUGCGCGAUAUAUCAUUCAAUUUCGACAUCAACGAUGAUCCGGGGUUGUGGGAGGAGGUGUUGGAUCAGAUUGAUAUUGACAUGGACACUGAUUGGAUUGAGAAUACGUUGAAGAAAUAA
Messenger RNA from Aspergillus steynii IBT 23096, 2016 nucleotides. RefSeq names its product transcription factor domain-containing protein. The record is from RefSeq and is a predicted model, not a curated record. The transcript is spliced from 9 exons. The coding region runs from base 1 to 2016 and encodes 671 amino acids. Gene Ontology annotation, biological process: regulation of DNA-templated transcription; DNA-templated transcription. Gene Ontology annotation, molecular function: DNA-binding transcription factor activity, RNA polymerase II-specific; DNA binding; zinc ion binding. NCBI's taxonomy places the organism in Eukaryota, Fungi, Ascomycota, Eurotiomycetes, Eurotiales, Aspergillaceae.